Messenger RNA from Ceutorhynchus assimilis (cabbage seed weevil), 300 nucleotides. The record is from the annotation of a GenBank genome assembly. Lineage: Eukaryota; Metazoa; Arthropoda; Insecta; Coleoptera; Curculionidae.
AUGGGACCCAACCCUAGAUACCACGACAUGCGUGAAACGUUGUCAGAACAUCUACAAGAACAAUUGUUUGAACCAAGACCACAACAUCUUCAAGACCAACCUAGGUCAAUCGCUAGCCUAGAUCCACGACAUGGGAUCCAACAACCUAGAUACCACGACAUGCGUGAAACGUUGUCAGAACAUCUACAAGAAGAAUUGUUUGGACCAAGACCACCACAUCUACAAGACCAACCUAGGCCAAUUGCUAGCCUAGACCCACAACGUAGAUCCACUACCUUCAGUCAAAGUCUGAGCCAAUAA